Molecule: messenger RNA, 1400 nt
Organism: Glossina fuscipes
Lineage: Eukaryota; Metazoa; Arthropoda; Insecta; Diptera; Glossinidae
Gene: Hao
Product: (S)-2-hydroxy-acid oxidase GLO1
Exons: 4
Coding region: 75-1181 (368 amino acids)
Molecular function (GO): oxidoreductase activity; FMN binding
Source: RefSeq, a predicted model, not a curated record
UCUGACGUUAAUAAAUAUGAGUAAUAUUUAAAUAAAAGGUUUUGAUUAGUUUAGUUUUAGUUUCCAUUGGCAAAAUGACAUCUUUCGUGUGUUUAAAAGAUUUCGAGAAUGAGGCUUUUAAGGUCAUUGAAAAGACGGCUUUGGAUUAUUAUCGUAGUGGAGCAGGCGAUGAAUUUACUUUGAAUUUAAAUAGAAAAGCCUUUAACAGAAUACGUAUAAGACCGCGAUGUUUGCGUGAUGUUUCUCAGUUAGAUGCAAGUUGCCAGAUCUUUGGCAAGCAUCUCCGAUGGCCUGUGGGAAUAGCACCAACGGCUAUGCAAAAGUUAGCCCAUCCAGAUGGUGAAGUAGCGAAUGCUAAGGCCGCAGGCAAAAUGGGCUCCGUUUUUAUACUAAGUACCCUAUCCACGACGUCGAUUGAAGAAGUUGCUCAGGCGGCCCCCAACACGUAUAAAUGGUUUCAGUUAUAUGUUUAUAAAAAUCGUUCCAUAACAGAACAGCUUGUAAGGCGUGCGGAAAAGGAAAAUUUCAAAGCUAUUGUGCUUACCAUAGAUGCUCCAAUUUUUGGUCAACGCUGGGCUGAUAUACGCAAUAAUUUUAGUUUACCACCGCACUUGUGUUUGGGAAAUUUUGUCACCAAAUCUACGCAAUCAGAUGGCGUGCGAGGUGAAGCGGGUACUUCUGGUAUCAAUAAAUACGUAACCAGUCAAUUUGAUGCGGCUCUCACCUGGAAAGAUGUUGAAUGGUUAGUUAAGCUAACACAUUUGCCGGUCAUUGUUAAAGGUGUCCUUACCGCUGAAGAUGCAAUUAUGGCUCAGGAAUUUGGUUGCGCCGGUAUAAUUGUUUCAAACCAUGGUGCGCGGCAGUUAGAUCAUGUGCCUGCCUCAAUUGAAGCUUUGCCUGAGGUUGUUAAAGCGGUCGGCGAUAAAUUGCCGGUUAUGUUAGACGGUGGAGUCAGACAAGGAAGUGAUAUAUUUAAAGCUUUAGCUUUGGGUGCCAAGAUGGUUUUCGUAGGUCGCCCAGCUCUAUGGGGUUUAGCUUGUGAUGGCGAAGCCGGUGUCAGAGGUAUGCUUGCUGUGCUCAAAAAAGAUUUCGAAGAUACUCUAGCAUUAAGUGGUUGCCGUUCUUUAGAAGAUAUAAAACGUAGUAUGGUAGCGCAUCAACUAGAGUACGCGAAUUUGUAAUUUUUUCAUCUUUUCUAAUUAAUUUUCUUAACGUUCUUUCUUAUUAGUAGUCACACUUUAGUAGCACUGCUUGAUUGCCAUUUUUAAACUUAAAAAGAUCAUAUUGACCCACUAUAUAGGGCUAUCCUAUCCUAUCACAUAAAAAAUGCGUUUGCGUUUACUAAAUUUAGGUAAAACCGUUAGAAUCACUAAGAAAUAAGUAAGACAAUAAAUAACAUC